Messenger RNA from Ilex paraguariensis (yerba mate), 345 nucleotides. Lineage: Eukaryota; Viridiplantae; Streptophyta; Magnoliopsida; Aquifoliales; Aquifoliaceae. The record is from the annotation of a GenBank genome assembly.
AUGGAGUACGAAAAAGAAGCUCUGAUACAGAAUCUAAUUGAUAUAGUGAAUGAAAUAUCGGCGAUUGCAGACUACCGGUGUACGGUCAAGAAGCAGUAUUGUAACCUAUCGAGGAGGUUGAAGCUGCUGACUCCGAUGUUCGAGGAGAUUCGAGAUAGUAAAGAGCCAGUUCUUGAAGAGUCAUUCAAAGCCCUAGCUUCUUUGAAGGAAGCUCUGGAAUCAGCUAGAGACUUGCUUAGAUUCGGAAGUGAAGGAAGCAAGAUUUAUUUGGUGCGUAAGUGUUUUCCGACUACGCAUUUUGACCAUUCGUUGAACUCUUCCGAUUUUGUCAACAAGCUGUUCUGA